Messenger RNA from Copidosoma floridanum, 3323 nucleotides. RefSeq names its product Organic anion transporting polypeptide 58Dc (gene Oatp58Dc). Gene Ontology annotation, molecular function: protein binding. Gene Ontology annotation, biological process: sodium-independent organic anion transport; transmembrane transport. Gene Ontology annotation, cellular component: basolateral plasma membrane. The record is from RefSeq and is a predicted model, not a curated record. Lineage: Eukaryota; Metazoa; Arthropoda; Insecta; Hymenoptera; Encyrtidae.
GCCGAUUUUUGGACUCGAGUGACCAUGGUGUCGAGUGGUUCCAAUCAUCAACGUCAAGAUGAUUGUUAUUUAUUUUAUUUUUUUUUAAUUUUUAACGAGCUCGUUUGACUAUAUCAUCGGACCAAUGAUUUUCAAAAUUGUCACCACAAGCAAAUUUAAUGCUCUUGCUCGCUUGGUGAUAUUAAUAAUUUUGCUCCCCCAAUAUUGGGGUUUUACGCACUUUAGAGUUUAACGAAUCAAAAAACUAUAUCAAUCUAGUUGACGAAGAACGGAACGGCGGAAGUAACAUAAACGCUGCAAAUGACAGAAUAAUGACUGCUGCAGCACUUUUGAAUAGAUCUAGUCGGACGCGCACGACCAUUCCGUAACUAAUACCCGCGCUGAACCAUUAGCCCGCCCAUGCGUCUGUUACCAUCUUCGGAAAUCCAAAGUCUCCUGAUAGCCGUAAGUUCGCGCCCUCCAGACUCCAUCACGAUGAGGACAACGAGCGCACGCGAGGCGCCAGCCCUCGAAAUCUGACGACAGGUUGAUUUCCCUUUGUUUUAUCGCGAGCGGCGAACAACAACUCGACGAUUAUUGUGCCGGAUACGAGAAAAGGAAGAAAAGAUAAUACAUACAUAUAUAGCGAUUAAAGGUAAAAUCACGUAAAAGGGAGCACAUCAGGGGAAAAUAGUAAUAGUAUAGUCAAGGGCAUAUACGAGAAUAGUCCUUCGAUCCAUAUGUGGGGCACGUGUAGCGGUAGGACGAUAUCGCGAGGCCCAAAGAUCCGACCAUCAUUGUAGCAGCGACAGGAUGAACAGCGUGAGCAGAGAAAACAACGGCCAGCGCAACGGGCCGGAGAGCAAGAAGCUGCUCGACGCGACCCCGCUGACGCCACCCUCGAGCCCGACAACGCCCCAGUUUCGCGAUCUCGACGAGAUAUUCCGUCAAUUGCCCAUUACCGAGGACACGUCGUGCGGCAUAUGGUGCCUGCGGGGCCCGUGUUUGCAAAAAUUCGCCAAUAAGAAGGCCUACGUUUUCCUAUACGGCGUCCUCGGCUGCAUCUUCUCCGCGUCCUACGCGUACUUCAACGGCACCAUCACCACCAUCGAGAAGAGGUUCAAGAUACCCUCCAAGACGACGGGAAUCAUCACCGUGGGAAAUGACAUAUCGCAGCUGCUCGUUUCGGUGGUGCUGUCUUACUACGCGGGCAAAGGCCACAGGCCCAGAUGGAUCGCCGUUGGGAUUUACACGGUCGUGCUGUUCUGCUGCUUGACAAUGUUGCCCCACUUCCUGUACGGUCCCGGCGAGGACGCUCUGCUCCUGACGAAAGAGUACGGCCCGUCGCUCGAGCUCGGGGCGACCAACGCGACGAGCUUCACCCCGGAAAAGCAGCGCAAGUUCCUCUGCAAGAACCGCACGAGCGCCUCCCACUGCAUCGAAGCCGACGGCAACUUUGCCCCCCAAGUGCUCCUCUUCGUAGCCCAGCUCGUCUCGGGGAUCGGGGGCUCGCUCUACUACACCCUCGGCGUAUCCUACAUGGACGACAACAUCCAAAAAUCCAAAACUCCGGCCCUCAUCAGCUUCUCGUACUUCCUGAGGAUGCUGGGCCCGGCCCUGGGCUACGGGCUCGCCUCCUUCGCCCUCAAGUUCUACAUCAGUCCAACUCUCACCCCCACAAUCACCAUGCACGACCCAAGGUGGCUGGGGGCUUGGUGGCUCGGCUGGAUCAUCCUGGCCAUCCUGCUGUUCGUGUUCGCCAGCGUCGUGGCGUUAUUCCCGAAAACGCUGCCCCGUGCAGCCGCGCGUAAAGUCCUCGCCCAGGAGCGCAACAAAUCAGCGAGUAAUUUAAAAGCCGCGGCCAACCAGCAGGAACAAGAACUGCCGGCCUCGGUGGGCGACAUGCUGAGGACGUUCAAGCGUCUGCUGACCAACACGACCCUCAUGUGCAACAACCUCGCGGCGGUGUUCUACCUGAUGGGGUACAUGCCCUACUGGAUCUUCAUGCCCAAGUACAUCGAGACCCAGUACAAGCAGUCGGCGUCUGUGUCGUCGCUCAUCACCGGCACCGUGGGCCUCGUGUUCAGCGCGUUUGGUAUCCUCCUGUCGGGCCUCGUCAUCUCCAAGUACAAGCCCAAGGCGCGCUACCUCGCCGCCUGGAACGUCAUGGUCGGGGCCAUAUCCGUCCUGGGCAUGAUAUCGUACGCGUUUCUCAGCUGCCCGGCCAACGACAAGCAGAUCGCCGUGGCCGAGGACGGCUCCCUCGAGACCCUGCUCCCCUGCAACCAGCACUGCCACUGCGACUACGUCACCUACAACCCCGUCUGCUCGGAGCUCGGCCGGACUUUUAUAUCCGCCUGCCACGCUGGCUGCACGACCAUCAAGGCGGGCGAGGCGACUAGCAAGAUUUACUCGGAGUGCAGCUGCAUCAAGCCGAGUUUGGCGCUAAACGGGACGAGUAGCGGGGAUUUUUGGAGUCCGCGGGACUUUGGGACCGCGGUGCCCGGAGCUUGCCCGAUCGACUGCGUGGACAAGUUUUAUAUAUUUUUGGCGGUCGUUUGCGUGCUGAAGUUCGUCGGCGCGACCGGCAGGGCAUCGAACUUCUUGGUGUCGGUCAGGUGCGUCGACGAGAAGGACAAGACGGUGGCCAUGGGCUUCGGCCUGACCAUCAUGAGUCUCUUUGCCUUCAUACCGUCGCCCAUUCUCUUUGGCUACAUUCUAGAUAAGACGUGCCUCGUGUGGGGAAAGACGUGCUCGGGCACGGGAAACUGUUGGCUGUACAACGGCGAGACUCUCAGGUACCUCCUGAACUUCACCGCUGCCUCUUUCGUUACCGUGGGCACGGUAUUCGACGUUGGCGUCUGGUAUUACGUCAAGGAUGUCAAAAUUUUCGACGAGGAGGUCGAGCUGGAGAACAUAGCCGAAGAGCCCGGUGAUUUGUAAAAAAAAAACAAAACAAAAAAAAAAACAAAAAAAAAUUGUUGGAAAUAAUGCCAGGAUAUUCGUCAAAAUGUCGACAAUGCGUUACAUACCAUAAAUAUAUAUGUUAUUGAAAAUAAGCAGGAAUGAUUGCGAAGCGCGUGUGUUGAAAGGUGUACAUGAAACGGACGUGUGGACGGUUAAUGUAAGGUUACUUUAAAUUUUAUAUUAUUAUUCUCCAUCAAAUGUUCGAAAAUCAUCGUUAUUUUAGAAAAUUGAUCGUUGUACCUACAACGUAGACUGUUUUUAUAUAUAUAUGUAAUAUGAAUAAUACCUACAUGUACCUAUCUAUAUAAUAUAAUAAACAAAAAAAAUGUCCAGAGCCGGUUGUAUGUGCAAAUGUUCAGCAAUAAAUGAUUCGAAUA